GGUCUUUGUGACGCGGCGGCGGCGACGACCGCGGACACAAAGGGAAAGGCGAGGAGGCGAACGAGGGGCUGGGCCUGUCCCCGCCCCGCGACCCCCGCCCACCGUGUGCGCGUGCCCGGUCGCUCGCUCCCCUCGUCCCCAUCUCCCCCACGCGGGCUCGCACCCUCGCGCGCACCCUUCGCGCUCCCGCGAACGUCGCACGCGCCCGGACCCACCGACUUCGUCCCGAGCGCGGCGAGCCGGGGGCCUGACGGGUGCUGCGGGUGGGGCGGGGGAUGCUGAAGGGUUUUUCCUGACAGGCGCGGCGGCGCGGCUGCUAGGAGGCGCCCGGGGAGCGGCGGGGCUCUCGGCGCGCGGCUGGAUGCCCCGGGCCUGCGGCUCCCUGCACUUCCCGCCGUCCAGGGGCGCCAGUCAUGGGCGCCGCGACCGCUGAGGCGCCGCUCCGGCUGCCUGCCGCGCCCCCACUCGCCUUCUGCUGCUACACGUCGGUGCUGCUGCUCUUCGCCUUCUCUCUGCCCGGGAGCCGCGCGUCCAACCAGCCCCCGGGUAGCGGCGGCGGCGGCGGCGGCAGCGGCGGGGACUGUCCCGGCGGCAAAGGCAAGAGCAUCAACUGCUCAGAACUAAAUGUGAGGGAGUCUGAUGUCAGAGCCUGCGAUGAAUCCUCGUGUAAAUAUGGAGGAGUGUGUAAAGAAGAUGGAGAUGGUUUGAAAUGUGCAUGCCAAUUUCAGUGCCAUACAAAUUAUAUUCCUGUGUGUGGAUCAAAUGGGGACACUUACCAGAAUGAGUGUUUUCUCAGAAGGGCUGCUUGUAAGCACCAGAAAGAGAUAACAGUAGUGGCCAGAGGACCAUGCUACUCCGAUAAUGGCUCAGGAUCUGGAGAAGGAGAAGAGGAAGGGUCUGGGGCAGAAGCUCACAGAAAACACUCCAAGUGUGGACCCUGCAAAUACAAAGCCGAAUGUGAUGAAGAUGCAGAAAAUGUUGGGUGUGUAUGUAAUAUUGAUUGCAGUGGAUACAGUCUUAAUCCUGUGUGUGCUUCUGAUGGGAGUUCAUAUAACAAUCCCUGUUUUGUUCGAGAGGCAUCUUGUAUAAAGCAAGAACAAAUUGACAUAAGGCAUCUUGGCUAUUGCAAAGAGACAGAUGAUACUAGUUUGUUGGGAAAGAAAGAUGAUGGACUACAGUAUCGACCAGAUGUGAAAGAUGCUAGUGAUCAAAGAGAAGAUGUUUAUCUUGGGAACCACAUGCCUUGCCCUGAAAACUUGAAUGGUUUCUGCAUCCAUGGGAAAUGUGAAUUCAUUUAUUCUACUCAGAAGGCUUCUUGUAGAUGUGAAUCUGGUUACACUGGACAGCACUGUGACAAGACAGACUUUAGUAUCCUCUAUGUGGUGCCAAGUAGACAAAAGCUCACUCAUGUUCUCAUUGCAGCAAUUAUUGGAGCUGUACAGAUCGCCAUUAUAGUAGCAAUUGUCAUGUGCAUAACAAGAAAAUGUCCCAAAAAUAAUAGAGGACGCCGGCAGAAGCAAAACCUAGGUCAUUUUACUUCAGAUACGUCAUCCAGGAUGGUUUAAACUGAUGACUUUUAUAUGUACACUGACCAUGUGAUAUACAUUUAUUAUGUCUUUUUUUAAAGAAUGGAGAUAUUUA
This is a messenger RNA of Ochotona princeps (American pika), 1641 nucleotides long. It is a transcript of the gene TMEFF1, whose product is annotated as transmembrane protein with EGF like and two follistatin like domains 1. The transcript has 10 exons. NCBI's taxonomy places the organism in Eukaryota, Metazoa, Chordata, Mammalia, Lagomorpha, Ochotonidae. The record is from RefSeq and is a predicted model, not a curated record. Gene Ontology annotation, molecular function: protein binding. The coding region runs from base 414 to 1565 and encodes 383 amino acids.